Molecule: messenger RNA, 1718 nt
Organism: Diprion similis
Lineage: Eukaryota; Metazoa; Arthropoda; Insecta; Hymenoptera; Diprionidae
Gene: Nmd3
Product: 60S ribosomal export protein NMD3
Exons: 11
Coding region: 70-1590 (506 amino acids)
Biological process (GO): ribosomal large subunit export from nucleus
Cellular component (GO): cytoplasm; nucleus
Molecular function (GO): ribosomal large subunit binding
Source: RefSeq, a predicted model, not a curated record
UUAAAUAAAAAGGAUAUUGGAGUUCUCAUUGUAAGACAGUUGCGGUCGGAUCCAGUUAUUUGAUUGAAAAUGGAAUACAUCGAAGAAUCGGCUAUGCCGAAAGAAACCGCGGCACACAUCUUAUGCUGUGAAUGCGGAGUGCCGAUUUCACCAAACCCAGCCAACAUGUGUGUCGCCUGUUUGCGAACAAGAAUUGAUAUAACCGAUGGUAUCCCCAAACAGGCGACACUGCAUUUCUGCAAGGGAUGCGAAAGGUACUUGCAGCCUCCCGCUGAAUGGAUACACGCAGCGUUGGAAUCUCGUGAGCUCCUAUCUUUGUGUCUCAAGAAAUUGAAGGGUUUGAAUCGUGUUAAACUCAUAGAUGCUGGAUUCAUCUGGACAGAACCUCACUCAAAGAGACUUAAAGUCAAACUAACUGUUCACGCAGAGGUGAUGGGUGGUACUGUUCUGCAACAAGUGUUUGUUGUCGAAUACGUAGUCAAUCAUCAGAUGUGUGACGAUUGUCAUCGCAGUGAGGCCCAAGAUUACUGGCGUGCCUCCGUACAAGUGCGACAAAAAGCGAUAAAUAAGAAAACAUUUUUCUACUUAGAGCAGCUAAUUUUGAAGCACAAAGCUCAUGAUCAGACAUUGGGCAUCAAGCCGAUUCACGAUGGUCUGGAUUUUUACUAUGCCAAUGAAAGUGCAGCUCGAAAGAUGGUCGAUUUCCUGGGUGCAGUAUUGCCUUGUCGCUCUCAUCACUCAAAGAAAUUAAUUUCACACGAUAUUCAUAGUAACGUUUAUAACUACAAGUUCACAUUCAGUGUAGAAAUUGUACCCAUAUCGAAAGACAGCCUGGUGUGUCUGCCUAAGAAAUUAACACAUCACUUGGGAAGCAUCAGUCCGAUCUGUCUUGUUUACAGAACAACCAACGUUAUUCAUCUCAUGGAUGUUUCAUCAGGACAAAUCGCAGAAAUUAAUGCCACAACAUAUUGGCGAUAUCCGUUCAACAGUAUCUGCAACCCGAAGCAGCUUACAGAGUACGUGGUGAUGGAUAUUGAGCCGAUAAAAGAGAAAGAUAAAAAAAUAUUUCCUGGACAAGGCGCAGUAUCUAAUAAGCAUGUUGUAUCUGACGUUUGGCUCGUCAAAGCUUCAGAACUUGGAAUAAGUGAGAACACUGUUCACACGCGAACGCAUUUGGGAUACAUCCUAAAACCAGGUGAUUCUGCUCUCGGCUACGCAGUAGGAGACAGCAACAUAAAUGAUACAAAUUUCGAAAAACUAGAUGGAGAUUUGAUCCCUGACGUAAUUCUAGUGAAAAAGUUCUAUGGCCACGAUAAAUUGGCACGCCGUCGAGCCAGAGUGUGGAAACUGAAACACAUGGCUGAAGAGGUGGUCAGCAUGAGCACGGAGAACAAUGAUUACAACGAGUUCUUGGAUGAAUUGGAAGAAGACCCAGAAAUGAGACAGAAUAUAAAUAUAUUCCGAGACACCAGCAAGCAAAUCCCCGUAGACACAGACGAAAUAGAUCCAAGCAUUCCACAAAUUACUCUCGAAGAAAUGCUUGACGAUCUUGUGAUAGAUGAUACCGACAUGGCUGAGGUCUAUCAAUGAACCAUAGCAAUACAGAUAUUAUUAUUUACUUAUGUGUAUUACAGGUAUACAGACAACUUUAAAACAUGUUGAAGAAAAUCAGUAAAUAUUGUUUUCAUAUUUGCUGAUAAAUUCUCUUCAAGAUAAGU